CGAGAGAGGGCGGGUCGGGGUCAGCUGCUGCAGGCGGGCGGGCGCGGGAGCUGUGGGCGGCCGCCGCCUCGUCUUUUGCUGCGGCCCUCCCUCCGCCACGAUGCCGGGGAUCGACAAGCUGCCCAUCGAGGAGACGCUGGAGGACAGCCCGCAGACAAGGUCUUUACUGGGUGUAUUUGAAGAAGAUGCUACAGCUAUUUCCAACUAUAUGAACCAGUUGUAUCAAGCUAUGCAUCGGAUUUAUGAUGCACAGAACGAAUUAAGUGCAGCAACACACCUGACUUCAAAACUUUUAAAAGAAUAUGAAAAACAGCGUUUUCCACUGGGGGGUGAUGAUGAAGUUAUGAGUUCUACUUUGCAACAGUUUUCAAAAGUUAUAGAUGAGCUUAGCUCUUGUCAUGCGGUACUUUCAACACAGCUUGCUGAUGCCAUGAUGUUCCCCAUUACCCAGUUUAAAGAAAGAGAUCUGAAAGAAAUAUUGACAUUAAAGGAAGUGUUUCAGAUUGCUAGUAAUGAUCAUGAUGCUGCAAUUAACAGAUAUAGCAGAUUGUCAAAAAAAAGAGAAAACGACAAGGUGAAGUAUGAAGUAACAGAAGAUGUCUACACUUCCAGAAAAAAACAACACCAGACCAUGAUGCAUUAUUUUUGUGCAUUAAAUACUCUUCAAUACAAAAAGAAAAUAGCAUUGUUAGAACCUCUACUUGGGUACAUGCAAGCUCAGAUAAGUUUCUUUAAGAUGGGUUCUGAAAAUCUCAAUGACCAACUGGAAGAAUUCUUAACUAAUAUUGGAACAAGUGUACAGAAUGUUCGCAGGGAAAUGGACAGCGAUGUAGAGACCAUGCAGCAAACAAUAGAGGAUUUGGAAGUAGCCAGUGACCCCUUGUAUGUGCCUGACCCAGAUCCCACAAAAUUUCCUGUUAAUCGAAACUUAACCCGAAAGGCUGGAUACCUUAAUGCUAGGAAUAAAACAGGCUUGGUGUCAUCUACCUGGGACAGACAGUUUUACUUCACACAGGGUGGAAACCUAAUGAGUCAGGCCCGUGGGGACGUAGCAGGAGGCCUGGCCAUGGACAUAGACAACUGUUCAGUAAUGGCUGUGGACUGUGAAGACAGGCGAUACUGUUUUCAGAUCACUUCUUUUGAUGGCAAAAAGUCUUCAAUUUUGCAAGCAGAGAGUAAAAAAGACCAUGAAGAGUGGAUCUGUACAAUAAAUAACAUAUCUAAACAGAUAUAUUUAAGUGAAAACCCAGAGGAAAUUGCUGCACGGGUAAAUCAGUCAGCUUUGGAAGCUGUCACUCCUUCCCCGUCUUUCCAGCAGAGGCACGAGAGCCUGCGGCCAGCAGGACAAUCUCGGCCACUGACAGCUCGAACCAGCAGUUCAGGAUCCAUAGGAUCUGAGCCCACAAAUUUGGCUGCCCUCUCUCUAGAUUCUCUCGUUGCUCCAGACACCCCAAUACAGUUUGACAUCAUUUCUCCUGUGUGUGAAGAUCAGCCUGGCCAGGCAAAAGCCUCUGGCCAGGGAGGCAGGCGUACAAAUCCAUUUGGAGAAUCUGGAGGAGGUACAAAAUCUGAAACUGAAGAUUCUAUUCUUCAUCAGUUGUUUAUUGUCCGAUUCCUUGGUUCUAUGGAGGUGAAAUCAGAUGACAAUCCAGAUGUUGUUUAUGAAACAAUGCGCCAAAUCUUAGCUGCCCGGGCCAUCCAUAACAUCUUUCGUAUGACAGAAUCACAUUUAUUAGUCUCUUGUGAUUGUUUAAAGUUAAUUGAUCCACAGACACAAGUUACAAGGCUCAUGUUUCCAUUACCCAGUGUAGUUUUGUAUGCUACACACCAGGAAAAUAAGAGGCUUUUUGGAUUUGUUCUUCGGACAUCAGGAGGGAGAAGUGAAAGUAAUCUGUCAUCAGUCUGCUAUAUAUUUGAAUCAAACAAUGAGGGUGAAAAGAUUUGUGAUUCUGUUGGACUGGCAAAACAGAUAGCUUUGCAUGCAGAACUGUUGUAUUCAUCUGGUCUUCAGGAUCGCAGGGCAUCAGAAAAACAAAAAGAAAUAGAGAGAGUAAAAGAGAAGCAACAGAAAGAACUCAGUAAACAAAAACAAAUUGAAAAGGACUUAGAAGAACAAAGUCGGUUGAUAGCUGCUUCCAGUAGACCAAACCAAGCCAGUAGUGAGGGGCAGUUUGUUGUCCUUAGCAGUAGCCAGUCAGAAGAGAGUGAUUUGGGAGAAGAAGGAAAGAAGAGAGAAUCAGAAGCAUAAACUUAUCCUUACUUUUUGGUUGAUAUUCGCCCCCCACCCCUUUGAAUUUGUUGACAAUUUCUGUGGUGAAGUGGCACAAGGUAACAACAAUGCUGAACUAUCAAGGAGACUAAAAUUUAUAUUUGCUUGUUUAUUUUAACUUCAUUUUUUAAACUAUGACUGACCUUGAUAACUUAGGUUUGCAUUGAUUUUUUUUUUCCCUUAGAAAUAAUAUACUAUGCAGUAACUUCAAAUUCCACAUGUCUAAAAGAAACCUGUUCAUAUCCCUGAAGUAGAUUGCUGAGGAAUUAGAGUUGCUCAAGCCUGUUCUUCCUUCAAAUUGUGAACUUAUUACCUUGCAUUGUAAUUGGCUGUGACCAUAAGAAAUCAUUUAUUCUUCAGCUUCAGGUAUUCAUGGAUAUGCUCCCUCUCUUUCAUUAGGAACAAUUGCUGGCAGUGAGGAAGCUUUUGACUGAAUAGGUUUAAAAUCCUUAUACAGAUAAUUCUACAAGUUUGCAAAUAUUUUAACAAUGUUAAAUGUGCAAUAGAACUUUUACAAAAUAAUUAGAAUAGAGAUUUUAGACUUAAGGUUUCAAGUUGUGGCAGGUGGUACUGUUGAUUUCAGGGCAUUUUCUUGGAUUGCUCGCAUUUCUCUGAUGUACUACACCUGAUGCCAGUGGGAAAGAAGCUUAAGUGUCUUCAGUUCAAGAUUGCUACAGCCCUUGGCAUUUUAUUAUCACAUUCUUAGUUCUCAGGUUGGGACUUGAAUUGUUGCUGCAGAGCAGUAAUGGUUAAAAUAAGAUUCUGGAGUUUAUUAAAAGGGAUUUUUUUUUUGUUCAAAUACAUUUUAGAUUAGGAUUUAACAUGUAAAGAUAUUGUUACAGGAUACAUUGUAUUUUCUGCAUUGUGUGAAAUAAUUUUUAUUGAAAAUCAAGUGACAUUUAGAAAGAAGUUCUAUAGCAAUUGUUUCCUGCUUAAAAAUUCUCAGAAUUUAGUUUAAAAAUGUAAUCUUUUAAAUUUCAGACUGAUAGCCCACAGUAUUUUCAUAAUUCCAUGUUUUUAUAAAAUACUGAUCAUCACUUUAUAUCCGUGAAGGCAAAUAAUAUAUGAGAAUAGAAUAAUUUGCACUAAUUAUUGUAAAUACUUGUCCUCUUUAAGUAAGUAGAGUGAAAGGUCUAAUUCCAUGAAAGACUGAAAAGCAAUUGAGUGCUUGUUAUAGGAGAGUCAACCCAGGAAGGAUUUUAACCUGGUGCCAAGGUUAAAAUGACAUUUCUCUACUGCCUAAUUCUGUGUCAAAACUUUUUUUUUUUAACUUGGAUUUUUAACAUUGCUGAUAGAAAUUAUGUUCCUGUGUUUCACAUGUAAAAGUAUAUAUGGCCAAGUUAAAUAUAUUGAAUAAAAUAUUUUACACAGUCAUGCAUUUAAAGUUUUCAAGAGAUUAGCCACUAAGACUAAUUUUACAAGGGAAAAGCCUUUUGUUAUUUGACAUAUAAUUUUUUCUUUUUAGUUCUGAUUUAGAAAUGGCAUAUAGUUCUCACAAUAUAGUGUGGGUGUUUCACACUGUAUAUACAUUGUUUUCUGUAGGAACGGGAUAGAUAAUUAUAUAUAGUAUCAUGAUUUUUUUUAGCCAUGUGCCAAAUGGGAAUAAUGAUUACUUAAUCAUUAUUUUGAAGCCUUAUGUUACCAAAACGUAUAGUAAAAAAGUAGAAAUUUAUGGAAUACUUUUUGAAAGAAGUUUAUUUUGUCCUUGCUAAAGGGAAUGCUUUCACAGUAGUUUGUGUAUCAUUCCUUUUGUAGAAAUUGAAAUUUCUUCUGUGGUCAGCAUUUGCUUAGUCACGGCAGGUCCUGCUUUUAAGACCUUUUUGAGAAUUAGUAAGCUUUUUGUUUCAGUAAGUCUUUUACUAUAAAGUUGUCACCUCACUUAGUUCAGGUGUAACUUGUCAGCCACCGUGCAGGGAAGGUGGUCAGCAUUAGGAGGCAGUUUUACUAGGCUGGUGCUUUGCAUGGUAGCGUACUACAGCCCUUGGUGAGCACUCUGGGUCAAAGUGUAGGCUAAAGUUAAGGGUACUGGCAGACUUAGGGAUGCUGGACAGACUUGUGGUUCCUUUUACAUCAUGUUUUGAUAGGAAUUUCCACAAUAACACACCCAUGUCUAUAGGUCAGACCAAAGUGCUUUCCAGUGCCAAAUAGAAGUUAAGUGUGGGUUUAACAAUUUUAGAUGAUUCAACUUCUGUUCCAUUACUGUAAACCAUAUGAACAAUUCCAUUACUGCAGAUAUUUAAGGAUCAACUUUAAUAAAUUCUGUGUUUUGUUUAAGGAAGGCUCCCCAUGGAUUUCUGCGUAAUGUUAAAGCUGAUCUUUGUUACCCUUUGAAAUCCCUUCAAGCUUUUGGAUGUUUUGGUGGUGAUUGAAUUAGAUUUUGGGAUAUCUUUCUCAGACUUGAACUUGCACUUAAUGGUUUUAGAGAUUAACAAAACUGAUUCUUUAAAAGGAAAGAAAUUAAGUCUACUUAAUUCUGCUAGGCACUCUUGCUACCUAUGUCAACAGUACUUUUGUAACUAUGGUAGUGAAGUCAAUAGAUAGGAAACUGAUGAUUCCUUCCCCCUUGUAAAAUUGGGAAAACUUGCUAACGAGGGACUAAAACUGUUGCCUUGAACACAGUCCCCAGUCUAGUUUUUGCCAUGUUUACAAUGAUUACUUCGUGUUUAAUUUCAAAAGAAUUCUCAGAUUCCACAGUCUAGGGGUGGUAAAUUUAUGUUACUUUUAUGCUUGAGGAAAGGAUAGUAUGGUGUGCAUAUCAUUCUACAUAACAUAUAAUCAUAUGUGGUAAAGGCAUCUGAGUUAAUUUUGAAUUAUAUAUAGGAACUGCAAGUAUUUAAGAUUUGAAUCUUCUUAUACCUGCUGACAGACCCUAAGAGCCUGUGUUUUGUAAAACCUCUGCCACCCAAAUUAAUAAAAUGAAAAUAUUAACAUUGGUUUUGAUAACAGCCUCCUAGCAUUCAAACUGUACUUUAAAUAUUCAAACACACUGAUUGUAGCAAGCAAGCCUUUGACUUUAUUUUUAUCAAGUUCGGCUUACUUUUCUUUCAUGAGAUUUUUUUCUUCCGUAUUAAUUAAUAAUACAUAAUAAUUUGAAACUGGAACUAUAUUAUACUUUUUAACUAAUCUCUUGUGGCUGUACUCGUGUAAUUUACUUAGGUUAAUAUGAGAACUGGGGAUUAAGUUAUAACUAAUGUGCAAAACCACUUUGUAUAUUUGGUGAUUUUGUAAUGUAAGUGAAUUGGUUCAUAUUUCACUGAUAUUGUUAAUCAUGCAUAUACAAUUAAAAAUUAUGCUUCAUUUCCCUUUAGAAUUAAAUUUGAAAAACUCGACUUUAUGUAAUGGUGGUAUACAUGUGGAGUGAAGAACUUAUUUUUUCAUUUUGUCAAAAUAAGUAUUCCUGACAAGGCUUCAGGAAAUAUGCUGUUAGGAUAUUUUUAAUGUAUAAUAAAGUCCAUGAUUUUUUUAUAGUCUUUUUUGUAUGAAAUAUUUGAUAUAUACUCUGAAUUUUACUUCUCCAAGUAAUUUCAAAUGAUGCUUAUAAAACAAUUGGACUUUUUCUUAAUCUGUUAUGAUACUGUUAUUACACAUCUAACCCUAUUGCAAUUCCAUAACAGCUAAAAUGGGAAAAAAAUGUCACUUAUGGGGAAAUAAUACUAAUUCAUAUCUACUGACUUUUUUCCUUUAGAAAAAUUAAGAGAAUUUUCAAUAAUUACCCUAGACAUGUUACAAUGUAUACUUGCUAUAUUGGGUCCUAUUCAAAGAAAUUCCUGUAAUUUAAAGGGUCAGGUUAUUGUGUACACCAGCUUAAGUGGCUUGGGCCUGUAGUUUUAAUACUAAUGCAUAUUCAUCCCCUGUGCUCUUUAUGGUUUCCUGUAGCACUUACCAAGUUCUGUUCUUCUACUGGCAGUUUGUUUUAAUUUGUUUUGAAUUUUGUAAAAUGUAUACACUUGUAGAAGGUCCAGGGAGUAGAUGAAAUUAACUUCAGAAUUAUGUAAUUUAUCUAGGUGCAUGUAUAUCUUAAAUAUAUUUGUGUAUCGACAUACAUAUAAUCUAGCACCCAUUUAUAAACAGACACCACAAUUUGAUUUAAAAAAAAUAAAAACUAUUCAUGCCAGC
Messenger RNA from Aethalodelphis obliquidens (Pacific white-sided dolphin), 6385 nucleotides. It is a transcript of the gene APPL1, whose product is annotated as adaptor protein, phosphotyrosine interacting with PH domain and leucine zipper 1. The coding region runs from base 101 to 2248 and encodes 715 amino acids. The transcript is spliced from 22 exons. Gene Ontology annotation, molecular function: protein kinase B binding; identical protein binding. The record is from RefSeq and is a predicted model, not a curated record. NCBI's taxonomy places the organism in Eukaryota, Metazoa, Chordata, Mammalia, Artiodactyla, Delphinidae. Gene Ontology annotation, biological process: insulin receptor signaling pathway; signaling. Gene Ontology annotation, cellular component: cytoplasm; endosome membrane.